AUGUUCUCGCUGUUUUAUGGCCUUUGGAAGUAUAUAUUUAGUAAGACAGAGUUUCAUGUGCUCAUUCUUGGGAUUGACAAGGCUGGGAAGACGACGUUGCUGGAGAAAUUGAAGUCAGUAUACUCGAACUUGGAAGGCCUCCCUCCUGAUCGAAUUGUUCCGACUGUUGGACUUAAUAUUGGUCGUAUUGAAGUGACAAAUUCAAAACUGGUGUUUUGGGAUCUAGGAGGUCAGCCUGGUCUUCGCUCAAUUUGGGAGAAAUAUUAUGAAGAGGCACAUGCUGUGAUUUAUGUAAUCGACUCUGCUUGCCCAUCACGUUUUGAAGAUGCAAAAUCUGCGUUGGAAAAAGUUCUUAGGCAUGAUGAUAUGCAGGGAGCCCCUCUCUUGAUAUUAGCAAACAAGCAGGAUCUUCCUGAUGCUGCAUCGUCAGAAGAACUUGCUCGAUAUCUAGACCUUAAGAAGUUGGAUGAAAGGGUUUACAUGUUUGAAGCUGUUUCAGCAUAUGAUGGGAUGGGGAUCAAAGAAAGUGUAGAAUGGCUCAUGGAGGUAAUGGAACGAAGCAAGAGAACUGAGAUGUUAAGAGCUCGUGCAGGUGUAACAGGCCCUGGUGCUUAG
Dovyalis caffra is the source of this 615-nucleotide messenger RNA. Lineage: Eukaryota; Viridiplantae; Streptophyta; Magnoliopsida; Malpighiales; Salicaceae. The record is from the annotation of a GenBank genome assembly.